AGAAGUUUCAGAAAAUGAUCAAAGUUCAAAAAAAAGUGUAUAUGUAAAAUUUGCCUUAUUGUGGAGGGCAUCAUCUGAUGUUUAUGAUUUUGCUUCAGAUGUAAGUACAAAAUGCUUAACUGACGGUCUGGUCAACGCUUCUUGGGAAGGGUUUUGCCCGCGAAUUGAGAGUCUCCAAAAAACUUUGGAUUUCUAUGGGCAGUCAGGAGUAAUACACGGAACAAUAACAGUAGAAAAUGAAUGUGAAGACAAAGAAAUUUAUUUGUUUGGUCAUCGAAUGAGAUAUUUAGGAAAACUAUUUUCACAGGAGGAGUUUGAUUUUUAUCAUAUUUUGGGAUACACCAAAAAGUCUGGUACUUACUUGCAUCUUGGAAAUAUUACAUCAUCAACAGCAAAAGAUUUUUCGUUCGGGUUUGUUGUCCAAUCUGAUGCUGAUUUGAAAAGUAUUCAAAAGGCUGCGGUUGCAAUUUCUCAGUCAGAAUCAUAUGAUAUAGGCAGCGUACAAGCUAAUUAUCACACUGAUGCAUUUUCUUAUGACCUUAAAGGACUUAUUUCCAGUUCAGUUCUUUCGAGCGAAAGAUCGUCUCAAAGCAUUUACCUGAAAAGAUUGGAAAUCGAUUUAAAUGGUGAGAAAGGAUACGGAAUUUUACUGAAAAGACAGAACCCAAAAGAUGCAGAAAGCAUGUUUAUGAAAGAAAAAGUUCGGAGAAAACCAUCAGUAAUUCCUGCAGUUCUCCCAUUCAAAGAAGAUUUAUGCCAAGCAAUUGAUAUAACCGGUGGAAAAGGGUCGUCUUUAGGAAAACUCAUGGAAUUAAGUGAAUCACUGAACAAAUUUAUAGUGCCAGAUGGUGUUGUUAUUACUACUUCAGCAUAUUCAAACUUUCUUACUAAAAAUAUUGAAGCUAAAAUAAAAGAUCUAGAAGAAGUAUCAUACAAAAACCACGCAGACCGAGAACAGGUGGCAGAAGCUUGCAAAAGCUUGAUGGAAGUGAUUAUUGGAACAGAGUUUUCUGCUGAGCUUCAAGAUUCAAUCAAAGAAAAAUUGCUAAAGCAUUUUGGGCAAAAUCUACAUUCCAGAAAAUAUGCUGUUCGUUCAUCGGCAACAGGUGAAGAUACCGAUCAAAUGUCUGCAGCUGGGCAAAUGGAGACGUUUUUGGGUGUAGCUGGAAUAGAUGAGAUCCUUCUGGCUAUAAAGAAAUGCUGGGCGUCUCAAUUCAGUUUCAUCGCUACUGAAUAUAAAAGACGUUAUGGUCAAAGCUAUAACUCUCCAAUGGCUGUUGUUGUUCAAGAAAUGAUACCUUGUGAUGUUGCUGGGGUGUUAUUUACAUGUGAUCCACUAACAGGAAAUCCCACAUUAAUGUCUAUAACGGCUAACUAUGGUCUUGGUGAGUCUGUUGUAUCAGGUUCGGAGGAGCCGGAUAUGAUCUACUUAAAAAGAGAUGAGAAUGACACACUUCACGUUAAAUCUAUAGACAUAGGAAAGAAGAAUCGAAAAAUUAUUGUAGACGAUCAUGGAACAAGUGCAGAAAAUGUGUCAGAAAACGAACAAAAUAUUUGUUCCCUUUCUGAAGAAAUGAUAAUGCGUUUAGGAUACGUUGCAAUUAAGAUUGAAAAGCAUUACCAUUCUCAUAGAGAUUUAGAAUGGGGUUUCUUCAAAAACAAUUUGUAUAUUUUUCAAUCAAGACCUGUAACAUGCAGUACCAAAGAAACAACUUACGAAAUCGAUCACGAAUUUGAUGGACCUCUAAGAGUGGAAAAUGACUUUCAUUCAGUGUCAAAUGCUGGAGAAGUCAUGCCAAAAGGGCUUAGUCCAUUGUCAUUGGAUCACACGUUAAAAAAUGUACAACUAUUAACGAAUAGUGCUGAGAAGAAGACAAUUUUUCAACUUAAAGGAAAAGCUAUAUACUUUCGUAAAGGUUUCGUACUCAUGUACAAUCAUUUCAUGAUGAACGUUGCCGAUGUAUUUCCAUUGAAAGAAAAAGAAGAAAUAUCUGGCUUGAAGAAAGCAACGCUCAUAGCUUUAUUCGGCAGAGUACCUGAUGUUGAGGAGAUGUAUCAAGUAUGUCGGGAUAGAUACGGAUUGAUUCCUGAGGCUAACCCUCUCUUAACAAUGAAAAUGUUGAUAACAACUAUGCUUCAAACUGGAAACAUUGUUAGAGAUUGUUCCAAAACUAUUUCAAAGUACAGCUUAUCAGUUGAAAAGUAUAAUACUUCAAAUGAACUCUUCGAUGCUAUAUUAUAUGCCUGCACAGAUCUUGCUCCGGUAACUUUAUGCCACACAAUUAGUUCCCAGACUUCUUCAUUAUUAAAUCUGAUAGUUCUGAUGAUUCUUGGAGCAGGCCAAGGUGAUGUUGGGGAAAGAGUUUACAAUGAUUUUGGAAAAUUGUUAAAAACCGGGAUUGAUGUUGAAAGUGCUGAUGUUCCUUCUGCUACACAGAGUAUAGCAUUUCAUAUCGGAAAAGAAAUGAAACCAGAAGAUUUCAAAAAGAUGUCAGUUCAGGAAGCUCUAAACUGGCUGCAAACAUCUUCAACUGUGGCAGGAGAAAAGUUUAGACAGUUCAUCGAGAAGCAUGGACAUAGGUGCUUACAAGAGUUUGACCUGCAUUCAGUUCGUUGGAGAGAAAAUCCUGAAAUACUAAUAAAAUUAUUACAGAGCCUUGUCGGUAAUGUAUCGAAUGUUACUACUGAAAACAAUUCUGAUAAUGUGGAUGAUUUGCUCUCAGGACUAUCUGUGCAAUUAGGAACCUUUGCAAAAUUCUUUUUAAAAUGGAUUCUGCCUUUUACAAGAAGAGGUGUCCAAUAUCGAGAAACAUCAAAAUCCUUGUUUAUAAAAGGUUAUGAUGAGUGGCGUAAAGGCUGGAAAAGAAUGGGCCAGUUAAUGGUAGAAGAAGGAAGGAUACCAGAUGAAGAUUUAUUAUUUUUCAUGACAGUCGAUGAAAUUCAGCAUCUCUUGAAGACAAGGUCGCCAAACGUAAUCGCCAGAGCAAGUCAAAGGCGAAAGAGAUUUGCAAUAACGUCCGAAUACCGAUUUCCAGAAAUAAUGAAAGGCAUUCCGAAACCAAUGGAAUACUCGACAGAAGAUAUUGUCAUCAACGAGAUUAACUUUUCUAUGAAAGGAAUACCUGUUAGUCAAGGCGUCGUAAAAGGUUUCGUUCGUAAAGCAAUGACUUUGGAUGAAGCAGCUCAUAUAAAACCAGGAGAAAUUCUACUCACAUAUUCUACAGAUAUCUGCUGGUCGCCUUAUUUUCCUUAUCUUGCGGGAGUUGUGACGGAACUAGGUGGCCUUAUAUCACAUGGAGCUGUUGUAAGUCGUGAAUAUGGAAUCCCUUGUAUAGCUGGACUACAUGGAGCAACAAAGCACUUUCAAACAGGUGACUACGUUAUUUUGGAUGGAAAUAAAGGAAUAUUGCAAAAGGUGCAGCCUCCAGAAAAUUGAAAUUCUCUUCUUUUGUUUACUCAAGAACUUUAUUUAUUAAGACACACACACAGACAAACUUUUAACUUUAUUAGAGAUAUUUCAAUGUGACGUAUGAAUUCAAAGAUUAACAUGUUCGUUCUACGAAAAUAAACAAAUAUUUAGUUUCUGUUAA
Parasteatoda tepidariorum (common house spider) is the source of this 3590-nucleotide messenger RNA. The record is from RefSeq and is a predicted model, not a curated record. Lineage: Eukaryota; Metazoa; Arthropoda; Arachnida; Araneae; Theridiidae.